CCCUUUUCCGUAACUCGCGCCUCUUGAACAAGCGAUCCGCUUAUGUCACAGCAGCGGCGGCAGCAGCGCCAGUCGGUCCGGCGGAGCUGAGGAGGACGGGAACGACGAUGGCGACCAUCAACGCGAUUCUUUAACAGUCAAUUCGUUUGGGAAAAAAACACAUCUCCCGCCGACGGAGCCAGCUCUACAAUGGAAGGACAUGUUUUCCCCGACCAAGAGCAGCUCUUGCUGUUUCUGAGGAGGCUCAAGGAGGUUUUCGACGUGUGUGACGAGGAUGCUGACGGCUUCAUCCGGGUGGAGCACUUGGUGGACCUCGGUCUUCAGUUCGGUCAAGGAGACGAGGUGAAGAAGUUGACCAGGUACCUGGAUCCUAACGCUCAUGGGAAAAUCAACUUCAAAGACUUUUGCCAUGGAGUCUUCGCCAUCAAAGGGUGUGAGGAGAUACUGAAGAUGGCUGUGGGUCCUCGCAGUGUUACCUCCAACCAGCCGUCUGUUACUGACAAUGGUUACAUUUACCAGAACAGCGAGGCUAAGCUGGGCCCUCCCAUCAUCAUGUGUACGCGGUCCUACCCAGAAUGCAGUGCAUAUGGUGAGGGUUGUGGUGCUGACGGGGAGUGUGACAUGGACAGCAGCGCUGAAAACGGCAACAGCUCGGACUUUCUGGACCCAACACGGCAAAACAGGCACCUGAUUGGCUCCGCAUCUGCGUCCGUCAUCUCCGGGGAGGAGCAGUUUGAGGACUACGGUGAGGGGGAGGAUGUGGAUUUCACUCCCAGCAGUCCUUGCCCCGAAGAUGACACCCGAACAAAUGGCUUCUCAGACCUGGGGUCCUCCCUUCCCUCCAGUGCUGGGCAGACUCCUCAGAAGAUGCGGCAGCUGUACAACAGUGAGCUGCUGGACAUCUACUGUUCUCAGUGCUGCAAGAAAGUGAAUCUACUCAAUGACCUGGAGGCUCGUCUUCGAAACCUCAAGGCAAACAGCCCUAAUAGAAAGAUUUCCAGCACAGCAUUUGGACGUCAGCUGUUCCAGGCCAACCACAGUGUGUUUGGGUCCAGUCAGGGCAGCAGCACAGAGGAUCUGUUCACAGACAGCAUCGACUCCUGCGACCUCGACAUCACAGAGAAAGUCAGUUAUCUGGAGAAGAAGGUGACAGAGCUGGAAAGUGACAGUCUGGCCAACAGUGAUCUCAAGUCUAAACUCAAACAGGAAAACACACAACUGGUACACAGGGUGCACGAGCUGGAGGAGCAGGUGAAGGAUGCAGAGGCGAAGGCAGACCAGAGUUUGGAGGAGGAGGCGAAGAAGCACCGUGAGGCUUACAGCAAGAUGGAGCGGGAGAGAAACCUAGAGAUAGACCUGCUCUGUAACAGGGUGCAGCAGUUAGAAGAAGAGAAUGGAGAGAUGAAUUCAAAUGUGUGCAGACUCAAGUCUCAGACUGAGAAACUGGACCAGGAGAAGCAGAGGAUGACAGACAAACUGGAGGACACUAGUCUGAGACUGAAAGAUGAGAUGGACCUCUACAGGAAGAUAAUGGACAAGCUCUGGCAUAACCGCCAUGAGUUUCAGAAGGAAAAGGAGGCCAUGCAGGAGUUGAUUGAUGAUCUCCGCCGGGAGCUGGAGUAUCUGCAGUGCUUUAAGCUGGAGAUGGAGCAUCCAGGAAAGGGCAAGGGUCUGUCUGAGUACAACGCCAGGACCAGAGAGAUCGAGAUGGAACAUGAAGUCAAAAGACUGAAACAGGAGAACCAUAAGCUGCGGGAUCAGAACGACGACCUGAACGCUCAGAUUCUCAGUCUGAGUUUGUACGAGGCUAAGAACCUGUUUGCCUGUCAGACCAAGGCUCAGUGCCUGGCUGCUGAGAUUGACAACGCAUCCAGGGAUGAGCUGGUCGACGCUUUGAAGGAGCAGGAGGAGAUCAACCUGCGUCUGAGGCAGUACAUGGACAAAAUCAUUCUGGCCAUUCUCGACCAUAACCCCUCCAUCCUGGAGAUCAAGAGUUAAACACCACGCACACGCACAUCCUUGUAAUACUGUAGUUGUGGGGAUAUUCCAUUACCUGACUAUUCGCUUGUACCUUAAAGUUAUAAUCCUUAAGAUUUCAGUCCUGGUUGAUUUGAUGAUGCCUGUGGUUACUGUGGCAACAGCAAGUUCAGUUGUAGGGCACCUACACAACAGGUCCCAGACCUCUGGGGGCAGCAGUCACUCUCUGAGUAGCCAUUUUGUCAGAAAUGCAACAGAAGAGCGGCCGGUGUAUCUGUUUACAGUGCAUCCAAACAAACUGAAAUGUUCCAUCAUGCCACGAACUGCCAUCUAAUUCUUGCCCAAUAUGGUGCAAGUAGUUACUCCUCCAUAAUAUUUAAAAGGGACUUGCUGUCAGACAAAGCAGAAGACUACCACGUGUUGUUCUGGAGACACAUUUUUGAUGAAUGACCAGGGCUAGCGCUACCCUCUGUUUUCUGUCUUCACAGUGAAAGCUGUUCCAUGUUUUGCUUUACAUUCGGAAAUGUUGGGUUAGCAUUAGCAGUAACUUAAUACAGCUGUGAUUAUGGCAUUAGAGUUAACAAAAAACAUGGAGAUUAAUUUACAAACAGUAACACUGGAUUAUAGGCUGCAUCAUUUGUGAAUUCCUUGUGCAUGUGGAGGCAAUUUGAAUCAAGCACUGGAAUGGCGGACUCCGCCACUAACGGCAGAGACUACUAUAUAGAGAAUGUAAAUACAUUUAGCUAUUGCUGAAAUGCAGACCAUAAAUAGAAUCAAAAACUGGGUUUGAUUUCAUACAAAUCUUAAGGAUUAUAACUUUAAACUGGCGCCUAAAUUAUGAAUGUCCUAAAUGUUGUCACUGCUUAUGACUUGAAACUGUUGCUCACAAAUGUAGUUACUCGGGUGCACACAUACACAGUAUAUCUACACCACCACAGCAGACGAUCUUCAUAACCACUAGAACCAAACACUUAUUGAUGAGGCAAUCUGCCAGUCACUGUAGGACUACUGUGCCAUGUUUAAUCUAUCCACCAGUGUUUUAUAAUUGUAUAUUUGAAACUACUGAAAUGUGGGGAGUGGAAAAUAUUUGGGAAUAUACAAAAAAGUAUUUUGAUGUUCACUUUUUUUCUUGUAGACACAGUACUAAUUGCUCAAUACAGAGCUCUACAAUGAUUGAUUAAAACUGGGCUGUUGCUCAUUGGCGGUCCAGACUAAAACAUGCUACAUUUAAGAAGUGUAGGACAUAAAACCGCUAGUGAUUUAAAGGGCCAUUCCAGUGUUUUGCACGUUCUCUACAAACAAUUUUCCAAAGCAGUAGUAAAUACAUGUUUUAGAAUUUUGAAUGUUUUUUUACCUUAAGGCAACUGUUAGUUUUCUUCAUUUCAUAGUGGUAUGAAAAUCUAUUUUUAGGGACAUCAUGUUUUCCUAUUGAUGUCUGAGUCAAAAUAUUGUGUGGCAUUGCUGAGCAGAUUCAUUGAACCAAUCUGCCAGUAUAAAAGCAAGUUGAUUUUCAUACUGUAUGGUAAUGAAUGGAAACCAGUGGAAGCAUCAAACGAGGAUGAACACUUAAAUGAAUAGUUCAAAAAUUCUAUUCUGAAACAGAAGAUUAGUAAACUGGUUAAAAGUAAAAGAUAGAAGUAAAGUUUUUUUGUAGUAGAACAUGCAUAAACACUGACAUGGGCCUUUUUAGGUGACAAGUUCUUUUUAGCUUUGAACCCUUUAAUUUGGCUGUAUCAACACAGCUGAAUGUCUACAUGGUUAGUAUGUAAUGUCAGUAACUGUCCUUUUGAGGGGCAAUUCAGUGGUGUUAAAAACCUUUGGAUGGCUUUCUGAAGACAAUUCAUGAUGAAGGUAUUUACAGGUGCCAAGAGCCAAUAUUAUGUGCCAAAUCUUAACAUUUCACUGUUUUCAUGCACAAGUAAUAGUUGAAGGGCAUCAAACUGGGGUGGAUGCCACUAUGAAAUGUCAACAACUAGAGCUGAAGAGCUGCAACUGCUGAUCACUGCAAAAGUUAAGCUGUAACCAGUUUUUCUCCCCUGACAGUUUAGUUUACCGUCUUCAUGUCAGCAGAGUUCUCAGCUCUAUAGGAAAUUCCUCUCAUGUCAUUAUGAUUUUGUCAUUCACAAAUCCUUUUAAAGGUACUUAAAGAUGAUUUUGACCACUAGUAGUGCUAUGGAGCAAUGUUUUGUUUGUACUCUACAUUCACAGAAGCAUUUACAGGAGGAGGAUGUAAGAUUUAUAUGGUUGGUUUCACACUAUUACGCCGACCAAGGGAACAAUGCCUUUGUGACUGCAAGCUAGCAAACAUGGACGUAAACGGUGCAGGACUUAAAACAUGACUCAUUUAAUUAGCUUUACAAUGGUUUUAUGGGGAAGAAACUGCUCUCAAGGUGUGUGAGACUGGAGGGAUCCACACAGUGUGUUUUGGUGGGUAACACUAAACAGAACUUUGUUUACAAGAAAAUAUUACAAGUCACCUUAAGUACAGUUGUUCAUCCACUGUUGCUUAGCCUAUUACAAACAAAGACAUGUUUUUUUGAUGUAUGAAUUAGGAUUAUUUCCAAAUAGUUUUUAGAAAAAUAGAAAUACUGUAUUACACUUCUAGGGUUCUAAAAAAGUACCUGCCUGUAUGAGCAAGUUUCUGUUUUAGUCUACCUAUGUUGUAAAUUGGUCUCACUUCAAAUAAGUGUCACGGUGAGGAGCAGUAUUGAGCCGCUAUAGUGAGCACUACGUUAAGUUACAAAUGAAAGUUUUGCUCCAUUGCACAAAUUGUUCACCUAGUGAUUUUUUUCAUAGUUCAUUUGCUUGUUCUCUCACAGGUUUUGUGCAUUUGCAUACGAGGUAUCAAAAAACAUUAUUCAAGCAGUCCAGCUAUGAUUUUGUCUAUUGUUGCUAUUGUAAGUGAGAUUUUUCUUAUUGACAUUUUUACUUUGUUGCAGCAUUUGUGAUUUCACGCAUUGUAAAUGUUGUACAGAAUCAAGUUACUAUUUAUGUGCAAGUUAUUCCACUUAUUAAAACAGUCUCUUUGAGAGUUUUGACACAAAAUAAAAAAAAUCUGUGUUGUAGAUUGUAAUAUGAACUCAAUAAUAUAUAACACACUUUAAAAGUGUCAUAGCCAAAGUAUUUACCUGGAAUAAUAUUAAACAUGUUGAGAAAAUAUAGUUUGUCACAAGUCACAUAUUCAGUUUGAGUUCUUUUACUUGUGUAUUGCACAUGGAAUUAUGGGCGACCAUGUUAUACAAACUAGAUGUGUAAAUAAAAUCCAUUCGCUUUGGCAUGACAAA
Molecule: messenger RNA, 5261 nt
Organism: Dicentrarchus labrax (European seabass)
Lineage: Eukaryota; Metazoa; Chordata; Actinopteri; Moronidae
Gene: rab11fip4a
Product: RAB11 family interacting protein 4 (class II) a
Exons: 15
Coding region: 190-1998 (602 amino acids)
Biological process (GO): regulation of cytokinesis; endocytic recycling
Cellular component (GO): cleavage furrow; midbody; recycling endosome membrane
Molecular function (GO): calcium ion binding
Source: RefSeq, a predicted model, not a curated record